UAGGGUGUUGUGGGUUGGGGGACCGACAAAGUUGGCUCAAGUUGGCUGUCAAAAAUAAGGAUGCAGAGGGUGACAGAUUUCCACCAGGAAAAGAAAGGAGGGUGAAAGCCCUCCAUCUGAUCCAAGGGGGUGGGAACUAGUGAGGUCUGUUGGGCUGAGCAGCAAAGACAUAAUCGUAGAGACGUCCAUCUGGCUGCAUCAACAGGAAGAAAAUGAAUCUAGGCUAAUUCAAGCAGAGACAAGGGUUUCAGGAGACACUUUGUAGGGCUGUCUCUGGGGCAAGUCCCUGGAGGACCUGUCAAUAGAGUGUGAAGUCUGUUUUGUAUCUAGGGCGAGGGGCAGCUCACUCUCCUCUCAAGGCAGUCCUGCCUGCAUUUCCCAUCUAGCUCCCAUUAACCGGCAGCCUAGUUCCAAGAGAACCAUGAAUUUUUUUUGUUUGGCGUCCUAGAACCUUGGCCCAUGCUAUCAGAGGCCCAGCGUUCUACUCCCAUCCCCCUUAUGCUGGACUAUCUGCAGGUGAUGUUCCCUGUUUUCCUGGGUGAGCAGGUUCCUUCUGAGACACUGGCAGUCACCCUGGCGGAAUUGGAUGUGAACGUACGGGUGCUCGAGGACAAGUUCCUCCAGGACAAGGCCUUCCUUGUUGGGCCCCACGUCUCCCUGGCUGACUUGGUCGCCAUCACAGAGUUGAUGCAUCCUAUAGGUGGCGGCUGCCCUGUCUUUGAAGGGCAUCCCAAGCUGGCUGCAUGGUACCAUCGAGUUGAGACAGUGGUGGGAAAGGAGCUCUUCCGUGAGGCCAAUGAGGUCAUCCUGAAGGCUAAGGACUCUCCUCCUGUCAACCCCAUCUUAAAGCAGAAGCUGAUGUCUAGAGUGCUGACCAUGAUCCAGUGAGGGCAGAACCUCCUCCCUGCACUGCCCAUGGGUGUUCACAAAGCCUCACAGCACAACGGUUCUUAGGCCAGGCUCCAUCUUCACCCUCUUUCCACGAUAGCCACACAUGACCACGACUAAAUUGCUAGCUUUAACUUUUUGAGUUCGGAUAAUAAACCUAGC
Messenger RNA from Chionomys nivalis (European snow vole), 1050 nucleotides. RefSeq names its product glutathione S-transferase theta-1. Bases 460 to 888 code for a protein of 142 amino acids. Lineage: Eukaryota; Metazoa; Chordata; Mammalia; Rodentia; Cricetidae. The transcript has 3 exons. Gene Ontology annotation, molecular function: glutathione transferase activity. The record is from RefSeq and is a predicted model, not a curated record. Gene Ontology annotation, biological process: glutathione metabolic process. Gene Ontology annotation, cellular component: cytoplasm.